ACAAGAGCGAGCAGACACUCGGCACAUUUAAAUAUUUCCAUUUAAUUGAUGAAAUGGCAGGCAAGAAGAAAGAGGCGAGUCUGCAGGCCUCUGUCACAAACCAAGAGCAGUGGGAGGAGAUGCUUGCAACCAAAGGUUUGACGGUUGUAGAUGUGUACCAACAGUGGUGUGGUCCCUGUCGAGCUGUGGUUAGCCUCUUACGCAAAAUAAAGAACGAACUGGGUGAUGACCUGUUACAUUUUGCCACAGCCGAGGCAGACAGCAUUGAUGCUUUGGAGAGGUAUCGAGGGAAAUGUGAACCCACCUUCCUCUUAUAUGGGAGUGGAGAACUGGUGGCUGUGCUGCGAGGGGCCAACGCUCCUCUCCUUCAGAGGAUGACUGUGGAGGAACUGACCAAGGAGAAGUUGGUCCUGGAGCAAGGUGGUGAACGCAAAGCGGUUAAAGAUGACGGUCUGGUGGAUGAUGAGAGGAAGGACGAGGAGGAGACUCCACAGCAGUCAGAAAAUGAAGAAAGCAUAAUUGUUCCUGCCAGUAAAUCCUACACAGUUGCCAUCAUCAAACCAGAUGCUGUUGCUCACGGCAAGGCAAAUGAGAUCAUUAUGAAGAUUCAAGAUGCUGGGUUUGAGAUCCUGGCCCACGAGGAACGCACGCUGACUGAGGUGGAGGCUCAAGAUUUUUACCGGCACAAAGCAGAAGAGGCUGGCUUUGAAGACUUGGUGCGGUUUAUGUCCAGCGGUCCGUCCCAUAUUCUGGUGCUCUCUCAGGUUGAGGGCUCAGCUUAUGUUGUGCCAGCAUGGCGAGAGUUCAUUGGCCCAACGGACAUAGAGGAAGCUAGGAGAGAUAAACCAGAAAGCUUGCGGGCACAAUACGGCACACAGACACUGUUCAACGCAGUGCACGGUAGCGAGGACAUGGACCAGGCCAGCAGGGAGCUCGCCUUCUUCUUCCCAAACUUUAGGACGGCCUCAGUGACGGAGCAGGAUGGGGAGGAAGAGCGUGUGGAGAGGACUCUGGCUCUUAUCCGGCCUGACGUUGCCAGAGAUAACAGAGAGGAGAUCUUGGCUCAAAUCCAUAAGUCAGGCUUCACCGUGGCUCUCCAAAGGGAGGUAAUGUUGACAGAGGAGCAGGUCAGACAGUUUUACUUCCAACAUGUUGAGCAGGACUACUUCCCUGCGUUGCUCCGAAGCAUGACCAGUGGGCCAGUGUUAGCUUUGGCUCUGGCCAGAACGGGGGCUGUCCAUCACUGGAAGAACAACCUUGGUCCUUCUGAUGUUAAUAAAGCCAGAGAGGAGAGUCCUGAAUGUCUAAGGGCCCAGUUUGCGGUGGAGAACGAGCCUAUCAACCAGCUGCAUGGCAGUGAAAGUCCCGAAGAGGCAGAACGAGAGAUCAGCUUCUUCUUCCCUAAACAGCACACACUGGCAGUGAUCAAACCGGAUGCCAUGAAUCAGCAUGGAGAGGAGAUUUUGGAGGAGAUCAGAGGCAGCGGUUUCUCUGUAACGCAGCUGAAGGAGAUGGUGCUAUCGAGGGAGAUGGCUGAGGAGUUUUACAAAGAGCACAGAGAGAAGCCUUUCUUCAGCCAACUGGUGGAAUUCAUGUGUCGGGGGCCCUGUAUGAUGCUCGUACUGACCAAGGAAAAUGCAGUGGAGGAGUGGAGGGCCACUAUGGGCCCUUCAGACCCUGAUCAAGCUAAGACUAUAUCCCCAAACUCCCUGAGAGCCCGCUUUGCCUCCGACAUCCUCCAUAACUCAGUGCACGGCUCCUCCAAUGAGCAGCAGGCAGAGGAAAAGAUCCGUUUUAUCUUCGGCGACAUCUGCGCAGAGCUCACCGGUGAUGGAGAGACUGACACAACCAGCUUCGGUAAUCAUAUGAUGUGUGUGACAGUCAUUUCCAUCUGGCACACCACCUGGUUCCAAAUACAUAACAAUUUAGUUCUGAUGUUUAUUCCUGCUAGAAACGAUAUUUCAUCUUAUGGUUGAAAAGAAAAAUAGUGCAACAAUGACUUUUCUUGCAGAAAAAGAUCAAGACAAUUCUGCAAAUGAAAACAAGAAUAUCAAGAUCUUCAACUGAAGAAAUGUCUGACAACCAUCGCGAAGGUUGGUAAUGAGUGAGAAGUAUUCCACCGACAUGUUAGCUAUCCCAAUUCAAGGGUUAAAACUUUGCAUCUUCAGAUCAGAGACAAAGAAAGGCAUGUUCCUGCCCAAAGGCUCACAGACAACACACGACCAGUUUAUACGCCUUUGCAGCCCUUAGUAUCCCACAAUCCAUUGCGCACCAGUCAGUUUGAGCACAGGCAUUCCUCAUCAGUUUUCUGAGGUAUUGGUCAUCACUCCUUAGUAAAUAUAUCACAUUUAUAAGACCGAUGAAAAAUGCCUCUGGAAGCUGUAAAUAAUGGUAACGAGUCAUAAACUCCCCUGUGGGAUAAGUAUGUAAUCACAGGACAUUACAGAAUAAAAGAUAUUCACUAUAUAGAUAUAUUUAUAGUUUACAUUUUCAUCCUUCUGUUUGGCAGCAUGUCCCAGGUUACCACUGAUAUUUCAACUUUGUCAGCUCUGCCAACCUUUAAAAUGUUACUUUUGAUGGGGACUGCCCUAAAACAAAACUGCAUUUCCUCUUUCUGUUAAAUUGUAUUUGGGUCCUUCUUUGUGAGGGCUGCAUAUUUCAAAGGACCAAUCUCUUGAAUUAAGACAGCAAUUACUGCAUUACGUCCCGGAAAAUGAGUGUAACUAGCAAGUAGAUACUUAUCUUGUCUGACAAUUUCAGAUGGCUUCCAUUAGCAAGGAGAGGCAUCUCAUCUGAUUCAGAGAGAAAUGAGGCCAUUGAUCUUCAUGUCACUUAGCAUCAGCUGGAAUAGAGAUGAAACUGCUUUUACCGUCGCUUUUGCCUAGAGUGUGAAGUAAAUCCUGACCAGCUGCAUUGAGGAUCAUUUCAAUUCAAAUGUGCAAUAUAUUCUCAUGAUAGUUGAAGUAUUAAUAGGUUUAGGUGACACAAUGUUUCCAUGAGUCCUGUGGCUGAUGAAUAACAAAACAAUGUAUUACUAUCUAAUACUGUUUUAUUGGUUGCAGGAUCUUUCCUCAUAUAGUUGAUGUAUUAAUAUGUGAGUGACAUGCAGAAGAUUUGAGCUAAUCCCCUUCUUUACUUUACAGGUGACCCACCUAAUAUAAAUCCUUGCAGCCCACAGACAGAAGGAAGGGACAACCCAGAGCACUCAAACUGAAUCGGCACACUUAGUAGUUUCUUUUGUAUUGCGGGCUUAUUCUGUAACAUUAUGGGAACAAUGUCCAUCACUCCAUGAAUCAUGAAAUAAACAAGAAGACAUAUCUGACAUUUAGGUGGUGGAUCGAUAGCCAGUUAAAGGGAGUACUUGUAGACUUGACUUUUAUAAAUACUGCUGACGGUCACGAAUAGUUUAUAGACAUUCUUGGCUCGCAACAGCAGCUGUAAGCUUCAUGACUGAGACAAGGUUUCACACAGUCGCCACAGAGCAACUGAUCAUUUCAGAAAAGCCUUUAACUGAAUCCAAACUGUUCAAUCAGUCUGUCUUGGAUUGCUCCUACAUGCUGCGAUUAGUUUUUUUUCUGUUAGCUUAAUGACAGGAUGGCUUAACAAUGGAGGAUAACUUACUCUGGAUAAUUAACUGUGUGAAUGUCGAGAAUAUGAAGUUAUAAAAGCUAUACCACCGAGUUCUUGGCAUUAUUAACAGCUUGCUGGCAGAUAACUGGGACUGGGGUUUAUGAAUGAAACUCAAGGUAAAACCAGCAGUUUUAGGAAACUAAAACAACUUAACAUUUAGGUUACAACGUCAGAGGGAUUCUAAAACAAGUCAGACAUUUAUUUAUUUUAUCUUAGCAUAAAAAAUAUAUAUAGGUUUGUCAGAUUAUUAUUUUACAUCUAUUUAAAUGCACUGAUGCAUUUGUUAACUUUUACAAAACAAAAUAAGUUCACAUCAGUCAUGAUGAGCUAAAAACUGGGAUUUGUUCCAAGAAGCAAAACAGUCAUGUUAAUGUAAUGUGUCAACACGAACAAUCUCAGAGUCAUCUGCUGAAAUGCUCUCUGGUGCCCUUGCUGCCGGUGCUUUGUCCGACCAUGCCGUGUUGUUGAGCAGAACUAUUUUCAGGCGGCGUGUCCUCCCAGUCGUUUGCAGCCUCCAGUAAGGUGGCUUCGUCCAUGUCGUCCUCUGCAGUGAAAGACCUCUGGAACAUCUCCAUGAUGCUCCUCUGCUUAGGGUCCUGAGCAGAUCCAAUUCAUUAGGUUCAUCACUGAAUCCACAGACACCAUUUUUGAUCAAGCUCGCUAGGUAAGCUCUGUGUGAAUGCUACUGAAAAACUGAACAGGCUAAUGAAUGCGUUUGUAUACAGAUGCAGAAGCUUACCUUACAGUGGAAGCUGGCGUUCACAGCUUUGUCGGAGAGGUUUGACUCAGACAGGCCCACUUGCUCCAAGAUAUUCAUUUUUUCCUGGAUCAUUGGCCUUGAUCAAUAAAGAGAUACAUUAUUAUAAUAGAGGAGAUACAACUCGACUCACUGCUUGUCACAAUAUCAGAGAACCCACACUAACUUGACCUUCUACUGUUUCAGUAGUGGAAGACUGAUGAAUUCUGGAGGAAAGUGACUUUAAAAACGCAGUUUGAUUGUCGUUGUAAUUGGGUCAUACUGCCCGGUGAUUGACACAUACCACAGGUGAUCAUCAGCGGUUCCCUUUGCAACCAGAUAAUGAAUGUUCACAUUGCUGGUUUGUCCAAUACGGUGCACCCUAUCCUCUGCCUGAACGUGAACCUGCAGAGAAAAAAGCAUCGCCAAAAAGAGCAUUUGAGUUUUCUUAGUAUCACCAAAUGUUUCCUGCGUGCUCUGUUUUGAGGAAAGAUUUAUGUAAAAACGCUACUGUGCUUGCUCUCUGGGCCCAUGACUGCGGAAGAUCCUGGUAAUUAUAUACGGAGAAAUUCAAAGUUUUUUGGCUUCAUGCACCAUUAUCAUAGGAAUGAACAAGGCCUCGCCUCCAACACUGUAUCUAGUUCUCUUUAUACUUCCAUGAUAUGGAUACGGACACUUUAGGUUCAUCUCUUUAGGUCUCCCCCAACCAUUGAGAAAAAUAUCUGUCUCUUUAGCCGCUACAUCUUUUACUUUCUUCUCCGUCUAGCAUUUGGCGUUGGCAGAUAUGUUGUCAUACAGAAAAUAUGUGAGUCUAAAACCAAAGGUGAGCUAAAAGAAGCUAAAAGAUGGGCUGGAGACAAAAUGGAUUCCAAAAGGAAAAUACUCCAGUCCCAAUAAGUACACAGUAUUCUGUAGUAAUAACUUUCCAUUUCUUACCCCGGGGUUCCAGAAAAGCUCAGCGAAGACCACCAGGUCAGCAGCGUGCAGGGUGAGACCCAUGUUAGCUGCGGUGAUGGACAGUACAGCCACACAGGUAUUGGUCGAGACCUGGAACUUCUCACACAGCUGCUGCCGUUCAGCUGAAGCAGUGGACCCGUCAAUACGGAUGUAAGGGACAUUCUGGAGGGGAAAUUAAAAAAGGUCAGAAUGGGUUUAGGUAGCUGACCAAUGCAAAUCAACAAACCAAGUUUAACAACCUUUCCUUGAUAAACUUAUGAUAAGUCGUAGUAGUAGUAGUCGUGGUCGUCGUAGUCGUAAUAGGCAUAGUAG
This is a messenger RNA of Anarrhichthys ocellatus (wolf-eel), 5635 nucleotides long. Its product is annotated as thioredoxin domain-containing protein 6-like. Bases 54 to 1976 code for a protein of 640 amino acids. Gene Ontology annotation, molecular function: nucleoside diphosphate kinase activity. NCBI's taxonomy places the organism in Eukaryota, Metazoa, Chordata, Actinopteri, Perciformes, Anarhichadidae. The transcript has 15 exons. Gene Ontology annotation, biological process: GTP biosynthetic process; UTP biosynthetic process; CTP biosynthetic process. The record is from RefSeq and is a predicted model, not a curated record.